AUGCAUCGACGUAUUUGUGGCCAGUAUCGAAUUCAGUUGCUAUUAUAUGUUCGUAGAGCUUUUCAGUUAUCGCUGUGUAGAAGAACACUUAAGAUACCGCGGACUGCCGGUAUCACCAUUAAAAUAAAAAAGAAUAUCUUGGACGCAUAUAAUGAGGAACGAGAGCAGGUAUUCUAUGCUUCGAUGCAUUUUACCAGGGAAACUAUUUGGAAAAAGUGGACCUGCGGACAGAAGAACAAUAUCAUGGCUUCAGAAUCUGAAGGGUAUGGUACGGAAACGGCUCAUCGGAGUUAUUUCGCGUCGCAACCAGCAGAAAGAACGGUUGCUGGAACGGUCGCCAACGUUCGGAACCGGAUACAGCCACCCGAAGAAGAAUAUGUUCGCGAUUUCACCAUGGUCGAUUACGCGUUGACGUUUUAUAACGUAAUAUCGAUUGCACAGACAGGGGGAAAAAAAUUACUAAUCAUGGUCAAACGUUCAGUAUCAAAAAAGUAUUAG
Molecule: messenger RNA, 498 nt
Organism: Cinara cedri
Lineage: Eukaryota; Metazoa; Arthropoda; Insecta; Hemiptera; Aphididae
Source: the annotation of a GenBank genome assembly